UAGGUUUCACUAAGAGGUGUCACUCCGUCAUAUUUCUAUGCGUUUAGACCGAAUUGAUCUGCGUGUCUUGAAUAAAGGAGGGUGAGCAUGCUAGUUGUGAGGUUUUUUUAGAUUCAGUUGAAGCUGUGCAUGCUCCAUUAAUUCACAUAUGUAUUAGCGUGAAUGCGAAGCCGCGUGAAACGUGGUCCCCGUGACCGUCGUUGUUCAUGGUGUCAGGUGUAUCACUUUGUAUGACUACUUUAAAAUAGACGAUCUUUGAUACCGACGUCCACUUCACUGUGCCGCCUGUGGGUCAGUCCGAACCGGCAUAUACUGAAGGUGUUCUCUCCGAGCCAACACACACUGUGUGUACGUUACUGUAUGUGUUCUGACAGAGACGCAGAGACGACACGAUCUGAAGAAUUCAUCGACAGCUGCUCACGCGGACAUGGCGAGAGUUAAUAACGUGGAAGAAAUAAGUUACGUUAGCUUCUUAGCACAAAGCUAACUCAGAUAGCUUAGCUAGCUAACAAUGUGUGACAGGUGAGGUAGGUGUAGACUUCACGAGACAAUUAUUGACAGGUCACACUGUUCACCUGCACCAAUGACUGGAUAAAGUACGCACGAGCCGCAGAAGACCGGAUGUGCAUUCCUUCAAAAUAAAAGCACAUCCACUCUCUGUCAGUCCAGUCAGUAUGUCUGUCAAAGUGGUGGUGAGCUGCUCUGUGCUGUACGCUGUGCUGGAUGUGGCUGUGGUCACUGUCCUGUACACACAUGGAUCACAGCUGAGUGUGUUCAAAGAGGACGUCCUGAACUUUGACAUCCGCCAGUCAGUGCUUGACCUCUGGGGAGCCAUGCUGCUCCGAGCCCCCCUCCUGCUGGGAGCCUGCAUAGGGGUGUCAUGGAACAGAGAGGACGGGCCAUCGAGGGUUGCUAAGCUCACCACCCUCAUUGUCUUCAUCUGUCUGAUCAUCAUCAACUACACUCUGGCCAAGAUGCUGAUGCUGACUGAGCUGCAGCCUUUGACCCACCAGCCCUGGCUCCUAAGCAUGAUCUGUUGGACAUGUGCCUCCUCUGUGGGUGUCAUGCUGCUCUGGAGCCUGCUGGGGUCCAACUCACUGAGCAGCAGUGGAGGUGGAGGGAGGUCUGAGGACACUGAAAAUCUGGUGGAGGCAGCUGGUGAGGUGGAGCAGGAGGUGCCAUGUGACAGGAAGAAGGAGGGAAACCAGGAGAAGGAAAAGACGAGCUCUGGGGCAACACUGGGGCGUCUCCUGUCCUACUGCAGAAAGGAUAGUGGACUGCUGUCUGUAGCCGUCCUCUUCCUCCUCAUCUCUGCUGUGUGUGAGGUUUUCAUACCGUACUACUAUGGGGAAGCAAUAGACAGCAUUGUGGUUCACCAGAGUAUGGAGUAUCUGGCUAAGCCUGUGAUCACACUGUUGGCUCUGUCCUUGGCCAGCUCUCUUGCAAUGGGAGUACGUGGAGGAGUCUUCACCCUAACCUUUGCCAGAUUGAACCUUCGGCUCAGAAACCAUCUCUUCAGAACGCUGAUGAGGCAGGAAAUUGCUUUUUUUGAUGAAAACCAUACAGGUGACAUCAUCUCACGUCUGUCAUCUGAUACUACCCAGGUGAGUGACCUCAUCUCGCAGAAUGUCAACAUCUUCCUGCGGAGCUCCAUCAAGGGUGCCGGUGACUUCAUCUUUAUGUGUGGGAUGUCCUGGAAGCUGUCACUGGUGACCAUCAUGGGAUUCCCUUUAAUCGCUCUUGUUUCUAAACUUUAUGGCGAAUUCUACAAGAAAUUAACCAAAGAGGUGCAGACGACCCUCGCAGAAGCCAAUAAAGUUGCAGAAGAAACCAUUUCAGCCAUGAAGACGGUGCGGAGCUUUGCCAACGAAUGUGGAGAGGCCGACUCGUACUACGCCAAGCUGUUGGCCAUGUACCAGCUCAACAAAAAACAAGCACUGGCCUAUGCUUGCUACAUGUGGUCCAGUUCUAUCUCAGAGCUUGCUUUAGAGGUUGCUAUCCUCUACUAUGGCGGCCACCUUGUAAUAAGCGGUCAGAUGACUAGUGGUGCCUUGAUAUCAUUUUUUAUAUACGUGCUUGAACUGGGAGAAUGUCUUGAGAAUAUAGCAUCAGUGUACACGGGCCUCAUGCAGGGAGUUGGAGCUGCUGAAAAGGUUUUCGAGUACCUGGACAGGGAACCAAAACACCCGUCUGUUGGUACAGAGGCUCCUGAAACAUGCACCGGCUUGGUUGAAUUUAAAGACAUCACAUUUGCCUACACAACACGACCUGAGACUGAUAUUCUCAAGGGAGUGUCAUUCACUCUGCGGCCUGGGGAGGUCACUGCUCUUGUGGGACCUUCGGGCAGUGGCAAGAGCUCCUGUGUGAAUCUGCUGGAAAACUUCUAUCUUCCACAGCAAGGCCAGGUGCUGCUGGAUGGAAAGCCAGUGCACACCUACCAGCACGACUACCUCCACUCCAAGGUUGCUCUCGUGGGCCAGGAGCCAGUGCUGUUUGCCCGGACAGUGGAGGAGAACAUCACCUAUGGCCUCACGGAUACCCCCAUAGAGUCCGUGGUGCAGGCUGCCACUAAGGCUAAUGCUCACGACUUUAUCACCGCCCUUCCUAAAGGCUAUGAUACAAGUGUUGGAGAGAAAGGCACCCAGCUGUCAGGGGGGCAGAAACAAAGAGUGGCCAUUGCAAGAGCUCUCAUCCGUAACCCUCGCGUUCUUAUCCUGGAUGAGGCGACCAGCGCUCUGGAUACAGAGAGUGAACACAUUGUUCAGCAGGCUCUGAGCAACAUCAUGCAGGAGCACACGGUGUUGGUGAUCGCUCAUCGACUCAGCACGGUGGAGAAGGCAGAUAACAUCAUCGUGAUCGACAAGGGUCACGUGGCUGAGCAAGGCUCUCACAGUCAGCUGAUGGCCAGCGGGGGACUGUACUGCAAGCUGGUGCAGAGGCAGGUCCUAGGCAUCGGGACAGAAGCGGAGGUCCUCAACCCGUCUGAAAAACUCGGCUGGAAGCCUGAUGGAGGAAGGCAGCGGAGACGACAAAUCAGCAGCAGUGACAGCGAGUCUGAGUGCAACCUGAACUACUGACAACGUGUGUGUGGAAAUGGGACUGCUGGUUGUUUCUGGGGGUUGAUAGUAUCUUUUAUAAAUACAUAUUUUAUUAGAUUCAGUUAACGUGUACUGUAAAGAUAUUAUGUGCAGUACAGGCUGAAAUCUACUUAUAGAUGAAUGCAGCGGCAUUACAGUAAAAAUCUAGAGCUGAAUGUAUUAAACAUAUCAGGCGAUGUGGUGUUUCUUUUUAAUGACUACAAAGAAUGUACUGUAAAAACUGUAGAACUAUGAUUAUCUGUCAUGAUGAUAAAUCAGUGAAUGACUCUAUGACGAUGAUGUAACAGUAUAAAUUACUGUCAUGAGCACUGUCAAAUAUUCUGCUUGCUCACUUUUAUGGAAACAAAUACCAAAUGCUGCA
Molecule: messenger RNA, 3459 nt
Organism: Larimichthys crocea (large yellow croaker)
Lineage: Eukaryota; Metazoa; Chordata; Actinopteri; Sciaenidae
Gene: abcb9
Product: ATP-binding cassette, sub-family B (MDR/TAP), member 9
Exons: 12
Coding region: 675-3077 (800 amino acids)
Biological process (GO): transmembrane transport
Cellular component (GO): membrane
Molecular function (GO): ATP hydrolysis activity; ATP binding; ABC-type oligopeptide transporter activity
Source: RefSeq, a predicted model, not a curated record